UGAGGGAUGGUCAGCUCCCUGCUGCUGCCCUCCCGGAUGGAGCAAUAAGAAGCCGUAAAGACCCCUCUUUUCCUUUCUCUCAGACUGGACUCAGCCCAGGGCUGCAGCUCAGCCUUUCUCCUCGAACCUCCACUGGGCCCCAGAGGGAUCCGGCAGAGUCUUCUGGGAUCAUGGUUGGACUGAAGCCUUCAGAGGUGCCUCCUACAACGGCUGUGAAGUUCCUGGGGGCGGGCACAGCAGCCUGUUUUGCUGACCUCCUCACCUUUCCACUGGACACAGCCAAGGUCCGCCUGCAGAUCCAGGGGGAGAACCAGGGGCCACGGGCGGCCCGAAGCUUGCAGUACCGUGGCGUGCUGGGCACUAUCCUGACCAUGGUGCGCACGGAGGGCCCCCGCAGCCCCUACAACGGGCUGGUUGCGGGCCUACAGCGCCAGAUGAGCUUUGCCUCCAUCCGCAUCGGCCUCUACGACUCUGUCAAGCAGUUCUACACCCCUAAAGGAUCAGAGCACUCCAGCAUCACCAUCCGGAUUUUGGCGGGCUGCACCACAGGAGCCAUGGCAGUGACCUGCGCCCAGCCCACGGAUGUAGUCAAGGUCCGGUUUCAGGCCAGCAUGCACCUGGGGCCUGGGAGUGAUAGGAAAUACCGUGGGACCAUGGAUGCCUACAAAACCAUCGCCAAGGAGGAAGGCAUCAGGGGCCUGUGGAAGGGAACUUUGCCAAACAUCACAAGGAAUGCCAUUGUCAACUGUGCUGAGAUGGUGACCUAUGACAUCAUCAAGGAGAAGCUGCUAGACUAUCACCUGAUGACUGACAACUUCCCCUGCCACUUUGUCUCUGCUUUUGGAGCUGGCUUCUGUGCCACCGUGGUGGCCUCCCCAGUGGAUGUGGUGAAGACCCGGUAUAUGAAUUCACCCCAAGGAUGCUACCGUAGCCCAGUGGACUGUAUGCUGAAGAUGGUGGCUCAGGAGGGCCCCACAGCCUUCUAUAAGGGAUUUGUGCCUUCCUUUCUGCGGCUGGGAGCCUGGAACGUGAUGAUGUUUGUAACCUAUGAACAGCUGAAACGGGCCUUGAUGAAAGUCCAGAUAUUACGGGAAUCUUCAUUUUGAAUAAGACCAGAAGGCCGAAAGAUGGACUCCAACAGUCAACCCAUGCCCACGUGGGCACAGACUCGCCACCCAUGUUUACAGAACUGUAUACUUGCUGUAGGACUCCCAGAGGUAGGGGAGAAGGAAAGAUUCCUAUUUAGCACUUUGUCUUAAAGACACUUAAUUUUGCGCUGGCAAGAUGGAAAAGUGAAUUAUAUUAAUUUUAUAAACCCAUUAGGUUGGAUGCCUAACAUUUAGGCAAGAGAAAAUAAACCCAAAUAGAUCCACAUGGAUCAAAUGGAAGUUUUCAAUAAAACUGAGGUUUGUAAGCUUGUGUCCCCUGAACACCUGAUUAGAUAAUGAAGCACAAACAGGGAAGACUGCAAGCCUGGGACAAGAGUGGCCCACAAUUCAGGCGGACAUCAGCCCACAUGUCUAAAACACAAAAAGGCCACACAAAGUGUAGGAAGCACAGCCUUGGGGUAAGCGCGGAUCUUCGCCCGUUUGUAACUUGCCUGCCACGCAGAAAACCUGAGGGGGGAAGAAGAGGAAACCUUUGACCGGUGCCAAACGAGUGGAUGCCAGGCCAAUGCAAAGCUGAGCCUUGUAACUAUUCGCAGGAGACACUGGACAACGAAGAGAGACCCUUGUUCCCUGUCCUCUCCAAAGGGGAAUCAUUCGGUCCCUAACUCACUCACAGAGGGGUGAGGAGGAUCAAGUGAGAAGCUGGAUGAGAAAGCGCAUUAUGAGCGCGGUACAAACGUCAAUGGAAGGACAAGGCCAGGGGAAAGAGAACUGCCACAGAAGUCUUAGAGAGAUGCACUUGUAUAGCCUUGAGACCAAAGGAAUCCGGGACAUGGUGACAGGUGGGAGGGAGGAGAGAGGGAAGGUGACAGGAUGAAAUGAAGCCACAUGAGUUCUGUCUCCAGACAGCCCCCACUCCCUGCUGGACCUAGAAGGGCUGGGGAGCUUGCAGGGAAUGGAGGCAGAGGUACAUGGUGGCCCAAUGAUCUAAAGUAGCUGGACUCGGAAUUUUUAGAAAAUAAUUUUGAUUCAAUAAAGGAAUUAAUGCUUCUUU
Echinops telfairi (small Madagascar hedgehog) is the source of this 2163-nucleotide messenger RNA. It is a transcript of the gene UCP3, whose product is annotated as uncoupling protein 3. Gene Ontology annotation, cellular component: mitochondrial membrane. The record is from RefSeq and is a predicted model, not a curated record. Gene Ontology annotation, molecular function: oxidative phosphorylation uncoupler activity. The coding region runs from base 171 to 1106 and encodes 311 amino acids. The transcript is spliced from 7 exons. Lineage: Eukaryota; Metazoa; Chordata; Mammalia; Afrosoricida; Tenrecidae. Gene Ontology annotation, biological process: adaptive thermogenesis; mitochondrial transport; mitochondrial transmembrane transport.